AUGUUAGCGGGACUUUUAGAUCUUUUACGCCGUGGUGAGAGAGAAGGCUCACAGGUAGGUAAGAACAAAAUACUUCCAUUUAGCUUUACAGGAGGACCAAGAAAUAUGCGUCGCCAAUAUAUGGAUGCUAUUGCAUUAGUGCAACGUUUUGGAAUACCCGAUAUAUUUCUAACUAUGACAUGCAACCCUUCUUGGCCUGAAAUUCAAGAAAACUUGAUGUCGACAGAUAAGGCCCAGAAUAGACCCGACUUAGUUAGCCGAAUAUUUCGAGCAAAACUAGAAGAGCUUAAAAAAGAUAUACUAAAAAGACAAAUAUUUGGUAAAGUUGUUGCAUCUAUGUACACAGUAGAAUUCCAAAAACGGGGACUUCCGCAUGCUCAUUUUCUUAUUAUACUCGAUGAAAAAUACAAACUAUUUACUCCAGAGGCAUAUGAUCAAUUUGUUUGUGCUGAAUUACCAGAUCCUAAAAGAAACUCUUCUUUAUUUAAGCUUGUUACACAACACAUGCUACAUGGUCCUUGUGGUCAAUUAAAUCCAACAAGUCCCUGUAUGAAGAAAAAACGGUCAAUGUAA
Molecule: messenger RNA, 573 nt
Organism: Nicotiana tabacum (common tobacco)
Lineage: Eukaryota; Viridiplantae; Streptophyta; Magnoliopsida; Solanales; Solanaceae
Source: RefSeq, a predicted model, not a curated record